Molecule: messenger RNA, 3408 nt
Organism: Vigna radiata var. radiata (mung bean)
Lineage: Eukaryota; Viridiplantae; Streptophyta; Magnoliopsida; Fabales; Fabaceae
Exons: 2
Coding region: 621-1967 (448 amino acids)
Source: RefSeq, a predicted model, not a curated record
UUCCAUGCCAGUGUUGAAUAAAUUAGUGUCUCAAUUAAUUGAUUGAUCAUUUCUGAAAUGUUUCAUUAAAUGACAAAAGGUGGUUCACAGAUUAGAUGACACGGCUCAUCUCAUCUUGAGAUGUAUCCGUGAUCUUCGGUUGUGGAUUCUGGGAUGGGUUGCAUGAAGGUCUUUUUGGGUUUCUGGGCGUGCUAUUCUUUGCAUGUUUCGAACAGAUAAGUACUUGGCUUCCUUGAUGAGCCUUGAAGGUUUCUGAUGCUGUUUUUCUGCACUUUUUGAACCCUAUUCCUUUGUUUUGCAUUUGGGUAUUGUUCUGGAACUGUCCCCUCAGUUGGCGUGUUAGUUUUUAUUUUUAUGUGUGUGGAUUUGAGAUUUGGUCUCUGUGAAAUGAUGUUUGUGAGAUAGAUUUAUCCCUGUUAAAUUGGUGGCUACUUUUAAUUGAAGAUCAAGAGGGUAAUAAAUGAAAAUGAAGAAGCUGUUGGGUGAUGGAGUGUGAAUAGUUUGCAUGCUUUCAAUAUAUGUAGAUAGUGUGAAAAGGGUUGAAAGAAAUUGGGUUGGAGCUAGGAUUUGAGGUCUAAUGGGUUCAUUGGUCUGAUUUGGAUUGUGGUUUGUGCGAAGCAAUGGAAGGGAAUUUGCCCCAGGGAAGUAUAAUUCAAGGUGGGACGUCUUUCGGUGGCUUUGAUUUGCCGGGAUCAAUUCGGGUUCAGCAUCAAGCACAACAUCCACAUGCCAUGCACCAACAUCAAACUCAUCCGCGUCAAGGAUCUUCUGUACAUUCCACAGUUCAUGAUGUUUUCCCUCUUACAAUGGGAACCCUGCAGAACUGUGACCAAACUAUUUCAAUGACAGAGUUUAGUAAAGAAAACAGAAGCAAAAACUCAGCGAGUGAGGAAGACGAGCCGAGCUUUACCGAGGAUGGUGUUGAUUGUCACCAUGAAGCUAGUAGAGGGAAGAAAGGAUCACCUUGGCAGCGGGUUAAGUGGACUGAUAAGAUGGUAAGACUUCUGAUAACAGCUGUUUCUUAUAUUGGUGAGGAUGUGACUGUUGAUGGCGGUGGCAGUGGAAGAAGGAAGUUUGCAGUAUUACAGAAGAAGGGUAAGUGGAAAUCUGUUUCCAAGGUCAUGGCUGAGAGGGGUUAUCAUGUUUCACCUCAGCAAUGCGAGGAUAAAUUCAAUGAUCUGAAUAAAAGAUAUAAAAAGCUUAACGAUAUGCUUGGGAGAGGCACUUCUUGUCAGGUUGUUGAAAAUCCCGCUCUGUUGGAUGUGAUAGAUUUUCUUUCUGAUAAAGAAAAGGACGAUGUUCGAAAAAUAUUAAGCUCAAAACACCUGUUCUAUGAGGAGAUGUGUUCUUACCAUAAUGGUAACAGAUUGCAUUUACCCCAUGAUCCUGCAUUGCAACGUUCACUCCAGUUAGCGCUGCGAAAUAGGGAUGAUCAUGACAACGAUGAUAUGAGAAGGUCCCAUCAUGACGAUCACGGCGAAGAUGAUCAAGAUGUGGAAAUUGAUGAUCAUGAUGACUUUGAAGAGAAUUGUGCUUCUCAUGGUGAUAGUAGAGGAAUAUAUGCACCAUUAGGUGGACCUGUGAAGAAACUGAAGCAAGGCCAAGGGCAAGAAGAUGGUAAUACUUUUGGCAAUUCUCUAAAUUGUCAGGACUACAACAGAAGUUCGUAUCCCCAUGGGCAGAUGGUCCAAUCUGAUGUGAAUCAAGCUUUACCUGAAAGCAUGAGAGCAGCUUGGUUACAGAAGCAAUGGGUUGAAUCUCGCUCACUUCAGUUAGAGGAACAAAAACUACAGAUUCAGGUUGAGAUGCUGGAACUAGAGAAACAGAGAUUCAAGUGGCAGAGGUUUAGUAAGAAAAAGGAUCGGGAGUUGGAGAAGCUAAGUCUAGAAAAUGAAAGAAUGAAGCUUGAAAAUGAACGUAUUACUUUAGAACUUAAGCGAAAGGAAAUGAGCACUGGCUUUAAAUAGGUCAGCACCCUCGCAAGCUUUGUAGCAAUUACAUUACAUGCAUGGUGCUCGAUUUUCCUUUCUUUUGCUGUCUUUGGUAAGUUGUUUUUUUAGUUCAAAGUAUGGGUUUUUGAUUUGGGAACUUUGCAAAUCUAACUUUUCCUCUUGCUUGUACCGUUUAAGUUUGUCAAUAGUAGUGCAUAAGGGUUAGACUCUACUGAAGUUUUGCUGCCUAUGUUCAAAGACUGUGUAUUAUUAAUUGUCCGUCCUUCCAUUUAUCUUACAGCCUGUAUUUAUUCUUCUGGUUAUUUAUUUGUUUUCUUCAUUCUUUGAAAUCAUUCAUGUCCCUAAUAUAGUGAGAAUAUUUUUUUUUAUUGUUGAAAUCAUGUCUACUGAUCAUAAACUUGGGGUCACUUGCUUCUCUUAAAAUUCUGAUAGAGUAUCAGUGCUCUCUCUUGGAGAGAGCAGUGAUUCUGCGGUAAAAGCAGAGAAAGAGGUAGAAGUGAAUUAUGGUAACAGAAGAUCAGUUGACGCAUGUUACAACAAUAGAUUGGAAGAAGUUACUGAAGAUUCUUGCAAGGAAGAAACACCAGUGGAGGAAGAUUUCAUUCACUUGUGCAAGGACGCAACAGAAGCGAUUGCACAAUGGAAUGGAAUUGAGCAACAAUGAAGGAGCAAAGGAUCUCGUCUUCAAAAAGAUUAGCUCCACUGCCACAAUUCAUUUCAUCUUCCAUGUGCAAGAUUCACUUAAUCUUCCUGGUUUGCACUUGAGAAGUUUGCCAGUGACGUCUUCUUCUUCUUCUUUACCAUUGGCGCCCCCUCAUCCCCCAUUGACUUUUCUUCUGUGCUUUACUUCUCCAUUGAACUCUAGUCUUUCUUGGGUGCCAUCGGCAACACCCUAGAAAUGCUCCUCAAAAUUGCAACGUAGAAUAGAAGAGGUCAAAUUGGGAAAAUUCAUUAGGAAUUGUGAGAAAUUGAAGGAGCUUUUUAGGAAUUGCAUUAGAAACAUUGAUGGAAGUUUCACAUAGUCAGAGCAUUUUAUGCAAAUAAUACAUUGCAAUGAAAUGCUAUAUCUCCUGAUGUAUGUGACAUGUUUCUAAUGCAGAAAAGUACAUUUCUUUUACAUUGGCCAAAAGUCAGUAACAUUUGAAACAGUAAUCUUGGUUUUUGUGUUCUUCUUUUGAAUCUUUUGUGUCUUCUAUGCUUGUAGGAGUUUGUCCAUUUAGUUUAAAGGGUUGGACAAUGGUAGGUGGAAAGAGUUAUGGUAUUGUGUCAUUGUAAGCUCUGUGUCUUCGGCUGUAGUGAAGUACUCAGAUUUUGAGGGGAAUUUUCUUAGUGAAGGAAAUAAGUAUAUAAGGUGGUUUAAGAGGGUGAAGUUUGUUUUUUUCCUUUUAUGAAAUAUAUGCCAUCUUUGCUUGUGAUGAAAUUGUGCUCGCUGUUAAAUUGCUUAAGCUACAAAGUU